GGGGUGGUGGUGGUGGUGGUGGGGGGGGGAAGGAGAGAGCGGGAUGAGCGUGAUGUCGGGGAAACGAUGCAGCUCGCGGGAGCGAUCGGGUACACAGUGCGUGGACAUGGGCUUGCAUCCACUUAAUGCAAUCAGCCGGGUUCGCCAAGAGCUCACGUUAACAGGGUGGAACAAACUUUUCCAAGGCUGGAAUUGUGUUUCCAGGGAACUGAGAUGAAGACACAAUUACUACGUCUACCUUGCUCCCCAUCUUCGUACAAAUAACUACUCGAUAUCAUUCUUCUACGGUUUUACAUUUUUGGCAAAAAUGUGUUUUUCAUUAUCAGUUUUUUUUAAUUACUGUUAAGUAUUUAAAAAAAGAUCUAAUGUAACUAUAAUCAUGAAAUCGAAUAUCUAUAUUUUUUGAAAAUAAGCCACUCAUCUAUUUUUUAUCACAUUAACAUAUUUUACAUCUACUUAUAAAGUGCAAUUUUCUAAAAAAAAAAAGCCUUCUGGCACGUCCGCAUUUAAUUUUGGAAAUAUAUAAUUUUUUUACAUUUCAGUAACUUGUGAAGAAAUUUAAAGUAGACUUACAGAGCCGUGUAUUAUCACAUUCACAAAAGUAAUUACCACUUGUCUGCGUGAAUACGCAGAACAGCAACCACCACAAACCACACUACUCCACGGAAUAUCGCGCAAAUCCGAAAACAACCCGUCGCUGAUCCUGAGCGACGGCGGCCUCACCAUGACGCCCCAUGGAUCAGCGAGGCCACCGUCGCUUCGGAAGCCGAGACAGCAGCGUAGAAGGACUCCCCUCUCCAUGGCGGUCACGCUCAUCGCCUUGCUGGCGUUGCACGCCGCGUCGGGGGCCCCGCAGGCCCCAUCGCCGUCGCAGGGCUCCCCGGCCGCCCAGCCGGGCCCCGCGGCGCUGGUGGCCACCACCCUGCGCUACUCCGUGCCGGAGGAGAGCGCGCCGGGCACGCUGGUCGGCCGCGCAGCCUUCGACCUGGGCCUCCCGGGCCCCGCCGACCUCCGCUCGCGCAACUUCCGCGCACUGCCCUCGGGCAACGGCACUGCGUACGUGACGGCCAGCGAGCAGAGCGGGGAGCUGCGGCUCAGUGGCAAGCGGCUCGACCGGGAGGAGAUCUGCCGACACGGGGGCGGCGGAGGUGGUGGUGGUGGAGUAGGUGCCGGACAUUUUGUUGGCGGGGGAGGCGCCGGUGGCGGCAUCUCCUCGAUGGCGGGGUCAGGGCGUGCGGGAGGUUCCGACGGAGACACGGACGCCUGCGUGCUGUCCCUGGAGCUCAUGCUGGACUCGCCGCCGCUGCUGGCGCGGGUGUUCGUCAGCGUCCUCGACGUCAACGACCACGCACCCAGUUUCGCCGAGUCGCUCGUCUCGUUGGAGGUGCCGGAGAGCGCCGCCGUGGGGACUCGACUGCCCCUGCCGCCCGCCAGCGACCCGGACUCGGGCUCCAAUGGACUCCAGCGCUACGAGCUGGUGCCAGACGGAGACGGUGGCGGCGGCGUCGACGGAGAGAGAGACGACGCGUUCGUCCUGCGUCUCGAGGCUGGAGGUGUGGUGAGCAACGGCCUGGUGGUGUGGCUCUGGGGCGCCACUGCCGGUACCGGUGGUAGCGCUGGUCCUGGCGGUGCUGCUGCUGUUGGUGGUGGGGGCGGUGGCGGGCCCGGUGGCAUCAACGGCGUUGGUGGGGGCGGUGGAGAAGGCGGAGGAAUCCCGCAGUCGCCCGAGCUGGUGCUGGCGCGAGCCCUGGACCGAGAGACGCGCGCGCGCCACUCGUUCGUGCUGCGUGCGUGGGACGGGGGCAGCCCCCCGCGGUGGGGGGCGGCGCGUGUCACCGUCACCAUCACCGACGUCAACGACCACGUCCCACGAUUCGAGCGCAGCGAGUACCUGGCGCGCGUGCGCGAGGGCGGCCCGGCUGGACAGGGCUGGCCACGAGGAGGCCCCCUCGUCGUGCUGCGUGCACGUGACCCCGACGAGGGUGCCAACGGGGAGGUUCGCUACUCGCUGGGCGACCACGUCUCCGACGAUAUCCGCCACCUCUUCGCCGUCGACCCCACGAGCGGCCACGUCACCUUACGAGCUCCUCUGGACUACGAGACGGCGACGUCGUACGAGUUCUCGGUGCAGGCGCGGGACCUGGGCGUGCACAGCGUCCCCGCCCAUGCGCGCGUCCUCGUCAGAGUGCUCGACGUCAACGACAACGCGCCCAGCAUCGAGAUCAUGCCUCUGGCUCGCAGCACGGGCCCAGGGGAGCCGGUUUCGGUGUCGGAGGGGGCGCCGCCCGGCACGCUGCUCGCGCUCAUUCGCGCCACCGACCGCGACUCGGGCCCCAACGGGCAGGUGACGUGCACCCUCGCCGACACCGCCCCCCCACUCUUCUCCUCCUCUUCGUCAUCGCCAACGACGGUCAUGACGGCGGCGACGAUGCCGAUGCGGCUCCCGUUUGAGCUGCGCCCGUCAGGCGACGACUGGACGCUGGUCACCUCUGGGCCGCUUGACCGCGAGAGCCUCGUAGGCCUCGCCACUGGCUCCGCCGCUGCCGCCACCGGUGCCGGCACCGGUGGACCGUACCACCACCACCAGCACCACCAGCAGCAGCUGCAGCAGCAGCAGCAGCAGCCGCCGCUGCACACGCCGGCGCUCAUCAACCUCACGGUGGUGGCGACGGACGGCGGCGAUCCGCCGUUGUCAUCCACCGCGACCUUUUCGGUACGCCUCGCCGACGUCAACGACAAUGCCCCGCGCUUCUCGCGCCCCUCUUACGUGUUCCGCGUUGGCGAGAACAACAUCCCCGGCGCCUACCUGGGCUCGGUGAGCGCCAGCGAUCCCGACGAGGGCGCCAACGCGGCCGUCUCCUACUCGCUGGUGGAGGCCACGCUGGACGGCAUGCCGGCCUUCACCUACGUGUCCGUGAACCCGGCGAGCGGCGCGGUGUAUGCGCUGCGCAGCUUCGACCGCGGCCGCCGCCGCCGGCUGCUGUUCGGCGUGGCGGCGAGCGACGGAGGUCACCCGCGGCUCUCGGCCACCGCCGCCGUCACCGUGCUCGUGGUGGGCGACGGUGCCGUCGACGACGGCGGUGACCGCGCGGCGCCCGAGUUCGUGUCGCCCGACAUGGGCGCCAACCGCAGCGCCGUGGUGAGCGCGCGGGCAGGGCUGCCCGCGGGUUCGCUUGUCCUGCGCCUGCGCGCCCGCGAUCCCGACGGCUUCGACGACGUUGACGGCGUGGACGAAAGCGUCGCCGGGGCAGGGGCCGGCGGAGGCGAGGGGGGCGCCUCCGACGUCGUGGGCACCAGCUCGGGGCUGCGCUACGCCAUCGCGGCGGGGAACGAGGCGCGCUGGUUCCGCGUGGACCCUCGCCUGGGCGACGUGAGGGCGGCGCGCGACCUCCCGCGUCGCGCCGCGCGGUUCCGCCUCCUCGUCACUGCCACGGACUGCGGCGCCGGCUGCGACGCCGCCUCCACCUCUGCCGCCGCUGUCUCCGACUCCUCGGCGCCCGCGGUGACGUCCACGGCCACCGUGACCGUGCUCGUGUCCGACCCCGAGGCAGGGCCUGACGCUGGAGUAGGCGACGCUGGCGGAGAGGGCGACCACCGGAUUUAUGAAGACGGCGGUGGCGUCGGCGUCGGCAUCGGUGGUGUUGGCGGCGCCGGCGCCGGCGGUCGGGGCGGCACCGGCGACGACGAUGGGGGCAGGGCCUUCGCCACGUCAUUUGUGAUCAUCGCGGCGCUGGGCGCGGUGUCGUUCGCGCUGCUCAUGGCGAUGGUGGCCAUCGCGCUGCGCUGCAAGCACCACAAGGCGCGGCCGCCCGCGGACGGACACAGCAAGCGCGAGAGGAGGCGCGAGCGGAGGCGGGAGCGUGAGCGGAGGCGCGAGCGGGAGAGGGACGUCGGGGCGUGUGAGAAGCCCGUCACGCCACCACUGGGACGAGAGCCCAGUGUGUACCGCUCGCUACUACCGUCGGAGCUGACCAUGACGCGGCAGGCGGACGAGGCCACCGUCCCGUGCAAGGACGUGGAGGAGGAGGGCGGCGGCGGCGGCGGCGGCGGCAGUGGAGGAGGAGGAGGCGCCGGCGGGGGCACGGGGGGGCCAGGCGCGGGCGAGCGCAGGGCCUCCGUCUACGCCGUCCGCACCGACGGCGCCGCGUGCGGGAGCCGCCAGCCGGACCUCCUGCCUGUGGGACCUGAGCAAGCGAGGACUCACAAGUACCUGGACCCAGGGGCUUUGGGGGCCCGAAAUCCUCCACGCAGCGAGGCAGACAGGCUGAGCUUCAAGGACAGCGGACACGGGGACAGCGACACGGGCGCGGACAGUGACGCGGACACGGCACGGGGGUCGCUCAGCGAAGCCGACGGCCCCACGCACGGCCCGCCCUGCACACACGGGCCACACGAAAAAGUCGGUGUCCGCUGCACGGAUGAGUGCCGCGUCAUGGGCCACUCGGACUCGUGCUGGAUGCCCCACGACGAGCACCUCCACCACCACCUCCACCACCAACACCACCUUCACCACCGGCAGCAGCAACAGCAGCAACAACAGCACAGCCACCAGCCGCCCGACCAACACCAUCACCACCACCUUCACCAGCAGCAGCAGCAGCCACAGCCUGAGGUUCCCAAGACCGUGGGAGUACGAACCCGCGCGCCAGAGGAGCCGGCAGAAAAGUCUGGCGUUGAGCGAGUGCCGUUGGCCCAAUCACGUGGCCCCUUCUCCACCUUUGGCAAGAGCCUGGGGGCCUUCUCUUCAUCGUCAUCAUCGGCGUCAUCCUCAGCGUCGUCCUCCUCUUCGUCCUCGUCCUCCUCGUCCAUCUCGUCGGCCUCGGCGGGCAAGCCUCCGGAGAGCCUCUCGCUCAAAGAUUUUAAAACAUCCAAGCUGGCGCCGUUGUCUGUCGGGCAGCCCCUGGCAACGUCGAAAUCCCUCGCUAAGCAGCCCGUGUCUUCUCCUCCGUCAUCGUUAUCUUCGUCGUCGUCGUCAAGUCAAGCCGGGGAUCAAGGUGGGGGGAUGAAGGCCUCGGCCUACGAGGCCAAGCAUCCACGGCCACCUCCGGGCACUGGCCGGGGCUGCGCCGAGACAGAGUUCACGGUGCCGUUCAGCCGCGACGUCGAUUAUGACGAAGCCGAUUUUGGUGGUGGCGGCGGUGGUGACAGCGGCAUACGCUAUGAGCGAGGUGCACCACUACCGCCCUGCACCGCACCCUGCUGUGCCGGCCCCGACGCGGGGACGACUGCCAAGUCCCCCGACAACAGCCUUGGUGCCACCCGGCCAGUCCUCAGGCCCGGUCCUUACCCUGGCCCUGACCCCGGCAUUGACGCCGACGCGGGCACCCCAUACCCAUUGGAGGGCACCGAGCCCGGGCACACGCGGUUCGACCCCAACCCUAAUGCCAACCCAAAAGCUUACCGGCCCAAUGUCAGCACUAACCCGGGAAGGCUUCACCCAAAUUCUAACCCCCACUGUAACCCCGGUGCAAAUCUCAGCAACCCAAGCACUGCAUUUACUAACCCCAGUGCUGCCCCGAACCCACACUCUAACCCCGUGUCCAACCCCCAGGCCAACACCAACGUGAGCCUCUGCAGGCCUCCUGGGGUCGCAAGGCCCCAGGGAGGCCUCAUGAAACCACGCCCCCACCCGAGGCAGGGCCACACCAAGGGCCUCUUCAAGGCCGGGCCUCGGCCUCAGGCCUGCUGCUCGCCCAGUCCGGCUACCGGGGGGCCCCCUCGCAGGCUACCUACAAUCCCUGAGCCCCUGCACGCAGAGACGGAUGAGACGGAGCUCGGGUAGAUGGGGCCAGGGUAAGAGGGUGUGUAUGGGUGACCGGCUUAAUGUAUGGUAGGACAAAUGACUGACAGACAGACAGAUGGACAGACGGACAAAUGGAUGGAUGGACGGCUUAAACAUAUGGAUGGUUAAGAUUACAACGGGUGGAUGGAUGCACAGCCGACAGAUAGUUGGCAGAUACUAAAAAUGUGGUUGGAAGGCCAAGGGAGGGAUGAGUCGUGAAUAGUUGGCAAAGACUAAAAAAAGAUGAACGGACAGAUGGAUGGCGACAAUUGAUGUCUCGGCAGCUAAGGCUACGGUUAGGACUAAGAAGUAUGGAUGGACGCACAGAUAGGCACACGGAUGGGUUAACAGUUUACACGAGGACGAACACAUGAACGGAGGGCAAGGUCUAAGAAAGAUGGACAAAUUUAUGGCCAAAAUAGGCAGGCAGACUGCUAAGACUGAUGGUUAGCCAAGACUUAAAAAGUCGGAGAGUCAAACAGAUGGCUAAGAUGGAUAAAUCACUAAGGAUCAGUGGUUAGGAUGGAUUAACAGAUGGCAGACAGAGCACUAAUGACAAAGAGAGAGUCAGCUAAGACUUAAAUAAAUGGAUUUACACUUAAGGAGGAGACACAGCUCAGAUUAGAAGGACGGACUGACAAACGAAUGGCUGAGCCAGCCUUGGACACACGACGGGACGACAGACAGCUGGCGAGCAAACAACAGCACACACAAGUGAACGGUUGUGCACGCAUGGUUCGUCAAACUCGUGCAGGUAGGGAGAACGGGAUUCGAAAUCAGGGUAUCAGCGGUGCCAACUCGAUGGCACUGCCACAGAGAGUUUAAGCACCACUCCCAUCAUUAAGCAACACCCCAACUUCUUCCGCUGAGCAACUUAUAGACAGACAGACAGGCGUACAGACGAGACAGACAGACGUAGCAGAGAGUACGCACACAUAUUCAUGCACGCACCCAAGCGUGCACGUUCGCACACAUCUAUUAUGUGACGUCUGUGUUUAGAUUAUUAUUCAAGUGAUCUUAAAAUAGUGAAUAUGAUGUUUACACUCAUAGACGUUUAUGUCACUUUGAUAACCCCGCUGCGCACACUCCAUUCAAGGGAGGGCGGCUGUUGUGCCCUGAGUGGACACUGCGGUUGGAGUUGGAUACCUGUUCAAGUUAGCUGAAGGUUUGGUUCACGCUCACAAAACUCCCACCGCCCCCCCCCCCCUCUCUGCAGUUGAGGUGUGGAUUCCGCAAGACGAAAAUUACGUUUUACCUUCUGUUUCUUUGCCCUUAACUGAAAUCAAUACUCACACAGCUCUUGACAAUAGCAUGCCAACAUAGCUCUUAAUAACAAUAGCACCACCAACAUGGCUCUUAAUAACAAUAGCACCACCAACAUAGCUCUUAAUAACAAUAGCAAACCAACAUGGCUCUUAAUAACAAUAGCACAGCAACAUGGUCCCUAACCAUAGCAGACCAACAUGGCUGCCUAUAAUAGCACACCCACGUGGCUCUUAAUAACAAUAGCAAACCAACAUGGCUCUUAACAACAAUAGCAUAGCAACAUGGCUCCUAACAAUAGCAGACCAACAUGGCUCCUAACAAUAGCACACCCACGUGGCACUUAAUAACAAUAGCAAACCAACAUGGCUCUUAACAACAAUAGCAUAGCAACAUGGCUCCUAACAAUAGCAGACCAACAUGGCUCCUAACAAUAGCACACCCACGUAGCUCUUAAUAACAAUAGCAAACCAACAUGGCUCUUAACAACAAUAGCAUAGCAACAUGGCUCCUAACAAUAGCAGACCAACAUGGCUCCUAACAAUAGCACACCCACGUGGCUCUUUAUAGCAAUGGCACAGCAACACGGCUCUUAAUAACAAUAGCACGCCAACAUGACUCUUACAAUAGCACGCCAACAUGGCUUCGAACAUCAACGCCAUAAUUUUGAUGCGAACGGUUAUGAGCCUUAAUUAGUUUUAGAGUUUUACAAAUAUAGUUAUCUUUGGACCUGGGGAAAACCUUUGGUUAUUUAUAUCAGUCGCCAAUGGUAAUUUGUGAUUGCACUUCAUAUUGUUCUCGAAAAAAAAGAUAUAUUAUAUACGUGCAAUUAAAUUUAUUUUUUUGCUGGGUUUGGGGCAGAGAUGAGUUGAGUGUUCUGCGGGAGAGACUGUGAGCGGUGGCAGCAGCGGUGUUGGUGGUGGCAACCCCUUUAACCCUCUUAUACCUCCCGGUUCCUCGACCCAAGACCCGAAUAUCAGAUCAAACGAGACAAAGAUGGUCUCUCUCUCUCCGUAACGCACACGUGCAAAACAUUCCCAUCGACCGCGCUAAUAAGUAAUCUCAACGUGUUCCGACCCCUAAAAUAAUGGACGCGGAACCGAAGUGUCAAGACAAGGGGGCGUUUGGAUGCGUCCCGCUGUGCAGGGUUUUAAACGUCGACAGGGGCUUCAUUUCUCGUUGAAUAUUUUCCGGGCCGUUGGUAGACUAGAGUGGUCCUUGGGACGGAACGAGUAGAAAUGGGUGGUGGCAACGGUUUGUACGAAGGCCUAAGUGAGGUAUACUGGAUGUGGUUUUGCCAGAUAUGAAAAUAUUUGUCCGGGUCGCUGACCCCGAUGGAAAUGAAGCCCCGAGUGACGGUGUUCUCCGGUGGUGAGCGUUCCUGUGUGAGUGAGUUUGCCGUCUUGUUCUUGUAUAUCCGUACGCGUCACGAACCUGCGCUCCUUCUCCCUCUUUCAUCCUCCUUCAUUCCCUGAGUCAUCGUUCGGACCAAUUUCCUACAAAUAGUUUCCUCGUUACAACUAUGCGUUCUUUUCUGUUUGUUUUUGGUUCCCCACUCCCGCUUUCCCGCCCUGCCUUGAGCUGCAGUCUGCGGUGCCGCAGAGCAUCCGUAUGUAGCUUGCCGGGUUUCCGAAAAGCGUUUUUCCUUCAAUGCGUUUGGUGAAAACCAUGACAGGAAAGAGACCAAUGACAAAACAAUGCAAUUUUGUUCCAUAGUUGGUUGGCGUUGGGCAUGUAACAAUCCAUUAAUGAGUUCAACUUAAAAACAAAAAUACGAUUCCCAUGGUCACGAUACAUAUUGUUAUCGAACCUGUGCAAGCGUUAAUCGAUUAUUUUUUGUGCUUUAUGCAAAUCUCAUUCCGAUGUCACAAAUGAGACUAAACAAAUGAAAAAUAGAUAUUUUUUUAAACAAACCAAAAAAAGUAUCAAUUCUCGAAUCGAACCACGACCAUGAAUUGUUGGGGUGAAUUGUUACAUGCCUGCUCGGAAUUUGUCCCAAGACGCCAAUGAAGCCGAACAGAAUAUUGGUCCCUUCCUGCUGAAAUACAAUCUAAAUAAUAGGGAAAAGAAACCACCUCCUUCUGGAACUCCUUGAGCAGGGAAGUCUCGUGACGUGAUCAAAUUGGCUUCUGUCGUCCAACACGAGAUGGGUGCGCCUUCGGGCUCUGUAGAAGGGCUGCGCAUGUCAGUCGGCCAAACUCCACGCGUACAAAUUGUGUCGCUCGCAGCUGGGAUGAGCGGCAUUCAGUAGAACGCCACAUUUUUACGACAGUUUUGUUGUUGUGGUGUGGAGCCAUUGGUGACUAGUCUAACGCAUGCCGUACAACUUGCAAAUCUCGUGGAAUCAUUGGGUGACCGGAACCUGGGGCCCGAGUACCGAACGGCUUACGCAAAUCCUGCACUUGUGCAUUGUGUGUAGGCCACAAUUUGCCACAUUUCCGACCCCCCUUAUGGGGUUUACACAAAGUUAGGAGCGCACAUUUACGAGAGGUCCAGCGAGUGAUGCGGAACAAACUCAAUUCCGCCAUUCACGUCCACACACGCUUGCACUCUCACAAACACACGCACACAGACACUAUCACAAAUUCACACAGACACACUAUAACAGACACUCGCACGCAAGCAUACACACAAACACGCACAGCAUAGACACAUACUGUCACAAAUAUAUAAAUAAAAAAUAUCCCCAUAUAGCCUUUUAACCGACUGUUAGCGAGCACCUUAUUAGCUAUGAAGGCCGACACGGCAGACGAUAAAUACAAACACAUAAAAUGCAAUCUCUCACACGCACAUAAAUGCAUUCCAACGCAAAGUAAUACGCUCGAUCACUCAUAAAAAAACAUGAUUAACUUACAGCUUGCCACAGACAGGAGCCUUGAUGUCUUCACGAUGCCCAUGUUUCACAGGGACUUGAUGCAACGAUGACAGCCACGUUGCACCAGGAUUUACUUUCCUUUGCAGCUGAUUGGCUGGUGGAGUGGCAGUUAUGACGUAAUUCUAGCAACCACUGUGUGGCAGUGACUUGCACAAAUGCUCCGGGGGGGUUUCCCACUUUGCGAUUUCGGAGCUUAACACAAAUCGCUUCCUGGUAUGAUUUGCACAGUUUAUUCUGUACUCGGCGCCUCUGGAUUCGAACUCAGGAGUUCAGCAGUGCUGGCUCAGUGCUCUAAAACGGCCUUAGCCGCUAUUUUAUAUAUAUUAAAAAAAAUGUUGAUUACACAAUAAAGUUACCUAUACUGGUGGCGAAAUGCGUGUAACCAUAGUUUAAUAAAAGGUGAUUCUUUUACUUUAUACAUUAAUACAUAGUACGUUAUUUGAAUAUGAAAAAAAGGUCAAAUUGUAACUUAAAUUUGCCAGCGUGAAGGAGUGCCAGAUGGAUGCGGGAGUAAGAAAGUCGCGUGAUUGUAGAGACACCGAUGAAAGCGAGUCCUGCGGUGCCUCUUUCAGGACCGUUCCCCGCGGCCUGGCAGUGGGAGGCUCUUCCAACUAUCGCAGACAGCAGUUUCUACCAGUGGCAGUCUCUUGCUCCAGAUCGAGGCCACAACAUCCAUCUCGGGUUUUCCAGUCUCAGAUGACAAUACGUGCACGUGGACUAAUUGAUAUUUGAAGCACAGGCAGCGUGCGGUGACAAUGAUGAUGCUGCUGUACCAGUGCAGGGCCCCUACCAGACCAGGUUCUCCUGGGAAUCUGUGUAGGCUGCGUUCGCCCAUCUGCUGGAGAAAGCGUGGAAGAUGAAGCUAAUGCCAGCUCACUUGAGUUUCUCAGUUGGUCUCUACGUGAGUCUAAGGGCCUCUGUGCUAGCUAUGUGAGUGAGUCUGUACGUCUCUAGCACUGAUGAUGAAACCGAAGGCAGUGCAUUUCAGUUUCUCAUUGGAUUCGUGUAUUAAUCUGUGGGUCUCUAUUUAAGUCUAUGGGACUCUGUGCAAGUCUAUAGCUGCUUGAGUCAAUGGGGUCUCUAUAUAGCACUGGUGAUGAUGCCACUGCCAGCUCGUACCAGUUUCUUUAUUAAUCUACCUGCACGCAUUAUGACUCGAGACUGGAAAGCCCGAGGCAGACUUACUUUGUUGCCUCAACUACACGUGGUAUAACCGCAGGAAGAAAACGAGUCCCAAAAAAUAAAGAGUAUGGAGAAUCCUACAGGUGACGCCUCAAUGAUUCCAUAAAUUACGGUGCGGUACAAACACAAUAUGAUGGACAAUGGGAACUCGAGAAACAUCCAUCACACCUCUCUGUUAGUUUUUUCUUAAUUUGUACAGAUGGCAGCAGUGGUAGAGUAAUUAGAAAUGCACAUAGCAGUAAUGAUCAGAAUUAGAGAGUAGCGGAUAACAUUUCCAUUGUUUUAAUUCGUAAUCCCCAAUGUGAUUCAUCUUAGCGUGGUUUUGUUUGAAUGAUGAAUCACGAGUUGAUGCGAGUAUUGUGAGACUACAGGCAAGCAAUCGAGUAAGGAAUUGGACUAAAGAAGGAGUGAGCCUGAACCAUAAAAAUACAAUCGGUUAUUCGUAUAGCAUCUAGAUACAACCUCAGCUCAAGAUGCUGCACAUAAUCAAUAAGUAUAUUUAUGUUAAAGAGAAACAUGCAGCAACUCAUCAGCAGAUGGACAAAAAGCAGGGCCUUGAGCCUGGAAAUAUAAAAAAAGGCACGAGGACAGCUCUGAUGGCUGGGGGAAGGAAGUUCCGGAUUAUGGGAGUAGCAGAGGAGAAAUAUCAAUCUCUCGCCGUGUGAAGCUUGACCGAGGGAUUCGCCGAAUAGCCUUGGUUGUUUUAGGAAAGUAUCACUGUCCGCUGCUUCACAGGCGUGUAUCACUGCCGCUGCCGUUAAAUUAUCGCCCCCUUGCCACCAUUUGUCCUAUUGUAGCGGAACUCUUGGGGAAGUGGCGGAGGAUGUUUCAGGAUUUCCCAAAGGCCACGGUUUUGCAAAAAAAACGUCCUAAGUACCGUAUAACCUUUCGUGGUGACUCCCUCAAAUAAACAUUUCCAACAACAAAAACGCUUUACGGAAACCUGGCCAUAGACCAAUCGUGGCCUCUGCACAAUGAAUAAGCUGUGCACAGCCUAAUAAUGGUGCUACUGGGAGUCUUCCCACUUUAGAUGCGGACACGACUCAGACAAUGGAUUCGUUUAGGAAACACAAGAGCUGCCGAUCGACGUUCCCCCGAUUGCGAACGUAUAUCGAGGAGACCCCAGAUCGACAGCUAUCAGAAUCCCAGACUGCUUUGCACCUCGUGUGGCUGCACGCUUGAGCCGAGGACUUUUCAUUCGGUGGGAUCCGCGGGACUGCCCGGCUCGGCUAUCUAACCCGAGCGGAGGGUAGCUUUUGUUCCGAUUUGAGCCAGCACCCACAGGCGAAAGGUGGUGAGGGCUGGGCUAAGCCCCCCCCCACCCCACCUCAAUAAUAUUUACCGGCUUUUGCAUUUAAACACAGCCUAUAGAAGAAAACCCUCUGAAAGCUAUACUCGUCAAGAGAGCGCGAAGGUCACCACUAGCAGAGAGAGAGAGAGCACGUAGUUGGUACUGGGCACGGCAACCCCGUGCCCUUGGGCUGCUCCGUCUACCGUGCUGCAUGUCUGCGAGUGGCAACCUUGUGCGCUCGUUUUUAGACAAUUGCAAGAGCAACAAAAUGAUGUCCGGAUUUUGUCUUGAAAUAAUGUGAGCCACCGCUGAGAUUCUGGGCUCAAUUAUCAGACUCCUCAUUGGCAUGGUGUGACCCAGAUUGUCUUCUGUAGCGAGUUUCAUAACCUCAGCCAGGAUAAUAUACAAUUAAUAUGUAUUUAGGCACUUUACAAAUUCAAAAAUGUAUUGUACAACACUUGCAUUGUAUUGUGUCACAAAAUUGAAAUUAUAUUAAACUCAUGUAUUUAAUUCAGUUUGGAAUGAGAGUCUUGGACUCGAACCCAAGUGCUCAAACCGUGAGGAUGGAUACUCACCGACCGAGGACUUGAACCCACAAACUCGGUGAUAUUCGUUGCAUUUAUUCACACGGCCAUAACGAAACCAGGCACUCGACACCAGAAUCUCAGUGGUGCCAGACCACUGUACUGGCACGACCAUUAUGAAACAUCCAGUACCCGGGGUUCAAACCCAGGACCUUGGUGGUGCCAGGCUCCCCGCGGCUCCCGGGCACACCGCAUCACCCUCGUUGUGAAAGUUCUCGCCGCAGUGAAUAAUUUAUUUUUUCGCAAAAGUAGAACUUUUUUUCCGCCAAAAUUUCAGUCGUGUGGUUGUUUACUCCGUGUCACGUUUAAACUUCACACAUUCCCGUGAGUCUUAGAUUUAAACUAUGAUAAUUAUGGUAAGCGUUUAAAAGAUGUUAGAAGUAAAAAAAAGAAAUGCUAUACUAUAACUGGGUGUUAAUAUUUAUUUAAUUAUUUAUUUUUUUAUAAGCUGGGCCAGCCACUCCAUUACUUGAGCCUCUGUGUAAAAAAUAUAUAUGGCGUGGGCCACCACUUGUUUGGCAUUUGUUGAAGUCACAAUCAAAACGUAUGUAACUGCUGUAAAUUCGACCGACUAGACACCCUGUGAAGGCGAGUUCUCAUUGCAAAUUUUGUUGUUGUUGUUGUUGUAAAAACUGGUGGGGGGCGGGUUUUUUUAAACCUACAUUUUUAAUGUUGAAAUCGCGACAUGAAAAUUGCAUUUAAAAAAGGGGGGGGGGGGCGGGUAGAGUCCAGUUUUAAAAAAAAAUUGUGUGCGUUUUAUUUGUGCGGAUGAACGCUACCGGUUGUCUGUGUUUAUCGACAAACGGGGGCAAAUUGCCAAGCCUCUUCAUCAAGAUGUUCAUCUCGCUUUCAGCGGUCAAGCAAAUGAGGCUGUGCCCGUCUCCCUGUUCAAGCGACCGCAUCAGAGCCUUGGGGAGUUGGCCACUGUGAGCCGCCAGUGUGAAUGAAAGGGAGCCAAAUUCUGAAUUGUAGAGAAAUGUUACAAAAUCUCGAAAAGGCAUAUCGAACCUAAAGUAGGCUCUCACGUGGUUGAAUCAAGGAAGGUAAUUUAAAAUUGUCUUUAGCAAAAAAAAUAUAAAAAUUCAUCAGUAUUUACCGUCUCUGCGUACCAAUAUUCGUCACGGUCUCCACCGCCCCCCCCCCCUUCAAAAAUGAAUCAUUAAUCUCAAAGAUAUAUAUCACCUGGAUAAAUAUAGGCAUUGAAAUUCAUUAUGAUGAAUACAGAUUCCUAUAUCGAUAGCUGCCUGCGUGCCACAGAGGCAUGUACUGAUGACUCAUUGAUCAAAAUAAAAUUUUAUCAUCACAGUACAUGCCGAGUCAUGCAUCCAAGAAUCAAUAAUUUAUAAAGCAUGCAAAUCAUAUAAUGUUAUAAUUAUAUGAUGUUUGCUUUCGGCCAUUGGGGACAUUGCAUGAGGGUUGUCCAGGAAAAAAAAAACAUGAGAACCCACGAAAAGCAUAUACAGUGUGCGUAUUGUGAAGAUAAUCCAUGCUGGUGCUUCGUUGAGAUCGUUUCCGCCCCCUCUAGUUGAUUUUUUAUUUGCAUAGUCUCAACGGAGAUGGCCGCACCUAUGAACUUAAACGCACCCUACUCUCAGCACAAAAAGCCCUGAUUUCUGGACAACGAGACGCUGGGGGUUGUCAAGUAUUUUCCAGGGCAGUCCUCAAUUGAGACAAAUAAACAAGACCGAACAAAGGAGACGGAGCAAUACAUCGUCGUGAUAAUUCUUUGAAUCGCACAGAGGUGGGGGGUGGCGGUCAAGCGUUACAUGUAUAGCAUUAACAUUUCUCCAUGUCGCAUUUGUAAAAGAAAUCAAUGAUCACUUGGAUAAAGACCAUUGAAACCGAAGUCGAAUUCAAUUGGGGCACCACGGUGGCGAGAUGUUAACUACCUCGCCUGCUAUGCAGGAGGUCGUGGGCUCGAUCCCGACCCUGACGCCUGCUGUAUAUUCGGAGUUUGCGUGUCUCUCUCCCCGUGGUCGCGUGGAUUUUUCUCCGGCUCCUCUGGUUGUCCCUCCACAAUUAGAAACAUUCGCUUAGAGCAUUUGGAUGUAAUACAUUUCCACGUGGUGAGCCACUUCGUUGAGCCAUCAUUUGUGGCCAGAUCGCGACUGAAAAAGAGCUGUAUAGCUCAGUAGACCUUACCUGGUAAAAUAAAAAAUAUAUUAAGUUGAGUUUUUUAUUGACAUUACAAAACGAUCAUUAUAACUACGAGUAUAACCAGGGCUUAAUUUCUCACUAAAUAUUUCCGGAAUGCUGCCACACUGGCUUGGAGUAUAUAUUAUCAGCGUAAGGCACUACCACUAGAGUACAAGGUACAGAUAUCCAUAAUAAUAUCCUAUAUGAUUGUAUCCUAUAUAUUAAUCCUACAUAAAAGUUUGUUAAAAAAAACGAUGAGAACAAAUAUAAGGAGAGAUGGAUGUGGCGUGGCGGAUGUAAUUCCUGGAAUAGCGUUCCGGAUUGUUUCCGGCUGAAAUGUUAAACACCGAGUAUUGAUAUUGGUAUCCCAGCUUGAAUUAGCAGCCAGGCCAUGUCUCAUUUUGCAGGAGGUGACCAAAUCCUCCUGGCCUCCCAACCUGGUUACAUUAAUUCCAAAUUAAUUGCACUUAACUUGUAAAAUACGAUUACUGUACAAGUACGGGCAGAGUGGCUGCUGUCUCAUUGCCUGUUUGAGCAUGGUCCAGGACUCCCUUGCCAGAGACGAUGAACCAAAAAGCCCCCCCCGCCCCCGCCUCCAGUGUGGUUAAGUAAAGGACAUUGAAUAAAAUUGUAUUGUCGUUUGGACCUAAAGAAAUCGCGCUAUUUUUAAUGUUAUUUAAACAGCUUGCCCCCCCUAAAAAAAAUCUGCAACAAAUGAUGAAAAAAAUUACGUUUUCAAAUAUAUACAUUGUCUAAUGAUGAAUGGAUAUAAGUCUAUAUGGUCAAUGCGUUAUGAGUUCUCUCAUUGACAAAGUCACGAAGUGUCUCCCCUCUGCUCAAACGACUGUGCCGAACAGCACUUCUCUCCAUUCGCAGUUUCUAGGCUAGCAGUGGACAUUUCCACGUUCCCAUGGCACAGGCCAGUCCAUUCCUAGCAUUACCACCGUUCACCUGGUGAUUGGCUGAGUUGACCCAUGGCAUUUACACUUAAGAAUGUCGAAUUCUCACCACUGGCCAAUGGAGAUGAGCACCAAUCCAGCACUCAUUUGAGCAUGGGGGGCACCUUGAGUUUUGCAUUUUAAAAAUGUUAUAAUAAUAAGACGAACUUUAAGAAAUGUUUCAACAAUAAUAAUCAUCAAUAAGGGUUAGAAGUCACUUAUUUUUGUCCGUGCGUGUGCACAGAUACAUCCGUGGCGUAAAGGUGUGAUGACUUCGAUUCCAGGUAGAUUUAUAAUGUGAUUUAACAUCCGUGUAUAUACUAUUUAAAUGUUUAUUAAAGCUACGUUGAGAAACAAGA
Molecule: messenger RNA, 16410 nt
Organism: Petromyzon marinus (sea lamprey)
Lineage: Eukaryota; Metazoa; Chordata; Hyperoartia; Petromyzontiformes; Petromyzontidae
Product: protocadherin-17-like
Biological process (GO): homophilic cell-cell adhesion
Cellular component (GO): plasma membrane
Molecular function (GO): calcium ion binding
Source: RefSeq, a predicted model, not a curated record